CCAUCGCGCUCAGCCAGACUUGUCCAUACAACGGAGUCGACGCCGCUCCCCACCAGCGCGGCGCCAUCGACAGCCAGUGCCAUGGACGUCUUCUGCUCGCGCCUCCCCCACCACAUCCUUCACGCUCAGCUCCAGCGACUCUUUGCAGGACCGCUCAAUGAUUGUGGCGUCUACGACUUCCACAUAGAGAAGUUGCCCAACAAGGGCCUUGCCAUCAUCACCAUCCUCGACGUGAAUGCCGGCCAGGUUUUCUUGAGCCGCUAUGGCGUUCCGAAUGCCUCCCCCCACAACCAAAUGGCCCUCAUGCGCAUCAGCUACGCUGGCAAAUUUGUUCGACUGGAGAGAAGCAAUCGCGAGCCGACCGAUCUGGCAAUCCAAUCUCUGCGCUAUAUGGCAAAUGAACGCACCAGAGCCCGUCUG
Pseudocercospora fijiensis CIRAD86 is the source of this 420-nucleotide messenger RNA. RefSeq lists its product as uncharacterized. Lineage: Eukaryota; Fungi; Ascomycota; Dothideomycetes; Mycosphaerellales; Mycosphaerellaceae. The record is from RefSeq and is a predicted model, not a curated record. The annotation marks the transcript as partial. The transcript has 2 exons.